AUGACUGCCACGUGGGACAAGUGGGGGGUUAGGAUCCCCCUGACUGUGCUCUGGAUAGACGACAACCAAGUCGUGCAGGUGAAAACAAGGGAAAAAGAAGGCUACACUUCCCUCCAGAUCGGGUCCGGGCAGAAAAAACCAAAGCAGCUGACCAAGCCAGAACUGGGGCAUUUUCGGGCAGCAGGGGUGCCUCUGAAGCGAAAACUAGUGGAGUUCCGCGUGUCAGAGGAUUGUAUUCUGCCCGUGGGCACGCCCAUAGACGUGCGGCAUUUCGUUCCCGGGCAGUUUAUUGACGUCACAGGGACCACCGUGGGAAAAGGAUUUCAGGGUCCCAUGAAGCGGUGGGGGUUCAAGGGCAUGCCAGCAUCGCACGGAGCAUCACUCUCGCAUCGAAGCCACGGGUCUACUGGCGGCCGGCAGGACCCUGGCAAGGUGUUCAAGAACAAGAAGAUGGCAGGGCAGAUGGGCAACAAGCAGCGCACGGUGCAGAGCGUGUGGGUGUAUAAGGUGGAACCGGCCAGAGGGCUGCUGUGGGUGAAGGGGCAGGUUCCCGGGCACAGUGGCAAUUUUGUGUUUGUGAAGGACGCAGUGAGGAAGCACGAGGUGCAGGGACCAGACGCUCAAGAGUAUGGCGGCCUGCAGUUGCCCUUCCCCACCUUCUACCCCCCGGCUGGGGAGGACUUGUCAUCUUUGCCCCCGCUCCUGGCCGAUGCUGGGGAAAACUGCUCUUGUUCCCCAGCCAACAUGACGAUCAAGGCUGUUGUGGUCCUUACCGGCUCUGAGGGUGUCAACGGCACCGUCACCUUUGAGCAGCUCGAAUCUGGCUCGACUGUGGUGAACGGCAAGAUCACUGGCCUCAAGCCAGGGCUUCACGGGUUUCACGUGCACGCGCUGGGUGACACCACCAACGGCUGCAUGUCCACAGGCCCGCACUUUAAUCCGGCAAACAAGACUCACGGAGCCCCGGAAGACGAGGAGAGGCAUGCGGGAGACCUUGGGAAUGUCGUUGCUGAUGAGAGUGGUGUUGCGGAGUUCACCAUAACAGAUUCUCAGAUCCCUCUGUCUGGCCCGAACUCCAUCAUUGGCCGCGCUGUUGUAGUGCAUGCCGACACAGACGACCUUGGCAAGGGUGGCCACGAGCUCAGCAAAACCACUGGAAACGCUGGAGGAAGGCUUGCAUGCGGCCCCACACAAGUGAGUGCCUCCGUGGCAGGGCUGGCACCUGGCCUGCACGGCUUCCACGUGCACAAGCUGGGGGACCUUUCAAACGGCUGCAUGUCCACUGGCCCGCACUUCAAUCCGGCGGGCAAGACCCACGGAGCACCAGGGGAUAAUGAGAGGCACGCAGGGGACCUUGGAAACCUGGUGGCAAAUGAGUCUGGCGUGGCAACUGUGUCUCUGACUGACCUCCAGAUCCCUCUCUCGGGCCCCAACUCUGUCCUUGGUCGUGCUGUUGUUGUGCACGCUGAUGCGGACGACCUGGGCAAGGGUGGUGUUGAGCUGAGCAAAGCCACGGGCAAUGCUGGUGGCAGGGUGGCAUGUGGUGUGAUUGGAUUGUCCGCAAAUUAG
Closterium sp. Naga37s-1 is the source of this 1569-nucleotide messenger RNA. The record is from the annotation of a GenBank genome assembly. Lineage: Eukaryota; Viridiplantae; Streptophyta; Zygnematophyceae; Desmidiales; Closteriaceae.